Phragmites australis (common reed) is the source of this 3310-nucleotide messenger RNA. Its product is annotated as H/ACA ribonucleoprotein complex subunit 4-like. The coding region runs from base 1280 to 3055 and encodes 591 amino acids. NCBI's taxonomy places the organism in Eukaryota, Viridiplantae, Streptophyta, Magnoliopsida, Poales, Poaceae. The record is from RefSeq and is a predicted model, not a curated record. Gene Ontology annotation, biological process: mRNA pseudouridine synthesis; box H/ACA sno(s)RNA 3'-end processing; snRNA pseudouridine synthesis. Gene Ontology annotation, cellular component: box H/ACA snoRNP complex. Gene Ontology annotation, molecular function: pseudouridine synthase activity; RNA binding. The transcript has a single exon.
AAUGCAGAGGUUGGGAUAAUCUUUAGAAAAACUCUACUUUAUCUCCUUGGACUAUUGUUUAAGCUUGAUUUUCCUCCCCCCAAUUGAAAACCAGAUAUCCAACCCCCUUGAACUAUUGAAACCGGACAAAUUACCUCUAUAAGCCAUUCGCGCCACAGUUUUGCCCCUGGUUGGUGACGAUUUUGACACAUCACAAGUUGACAUGUACACCAUGUUGGAUCUUCUUUCCACGUGGCAAUAAAUGUAAAUAACAAAUCAUCUCUUUUUGUAUACCCACUUUCCAAUCACUCUCUUAUUCUCUUCAUUCUCUCUCAAUCUUCCUUCGCGCAUCCCAUAGAUAUGGAAAUGGCCGCCCUUGGUGGGAACUGUCGAGGUCAACAAAGAUGUUGUAGGAGGUGGGGGAGAUGAAGGAGGCACGAUUGCCUCCCCCCAUUGCCCUUUGCAUCCAUGCUCCUCAAGCACCAUGGACCGGAGUGGUAGAGAUGGUGACGGCGCAACAACGGUGGGCACGGGGAACGAUAGAGACAACGGUGGUGCUGAGUCUAAAGGGGAUGGGAACGGUGCUGCAGGUAGAAUGGGGAGCACUAAUGAUGGCGGGCUGAUAGAGGGACGAUGUGAAGCCAUAGUCGACACCGAUGUUGGAGGAGAGCUAAAUUUGGCCACACACGGAGUGCCCUCUACCUAUCUACCGCCGCCCUUGCCCGCGUGAGUGUUCGUCUUGCUCGCGAUCUCUUUCGUCAUGUUCCGAUCACCUAUGGAGGAGAUUGCUUCACACUAUGACAAUAUAUGUUAGGGGAGAUAGAAGAGAAGGAGAAAAAAGAAAAGAGGAAAAGGAGAUGGGGGCGGAGCCUCAUAUGCGGGCUUCGUCGCUAUGUCAGCGUCACAUCGGAUUAAAAUCACCUUGGAAUAAGAUGAGGAGGGUAAUUUGCUUAUUUUAAUAGUUCAAAGGGGUUGGAUAUCUGAUUUUUAAGUUCAGAGUGAAAAUCAGACUCCAACAACAGUUAAAGAAGAUAAAAUAGCCUUUUUUUUAAUCUUUAUUCCUCCUCUAAAAAAGUCCGAUCCUCAGCAUGAAUCCCGUGUCGCUGUCGCCAUACCAAAAUGAACAUCUACUUCGGCCCGGUCCAGCCUCAAAGCCCAUCGGCCCAUUCCCCAUCCACUAAACCCUAAACCCUUCCCUUAAAACCCCCUUCCUCCGUUGCCGCCACGCCGCCGCUGCCCCCGUUUCCCCUCCCUCGCCGAGAAAAACCUAGUACCCCCCUCCCCCCCCCCGACCGCCGCCAUGUCGUCCACACCGCCGGCCGUCGCGUCCCCCGCCUCCGAGCACACCAAAUCCAAGAAGAAGAAGAACAAGUCCAAGGACGCCACCACCGCCGCCGCGACCGACCCGCCGUCGCUCGCCGAGGCCGAGGAGAAGACCGAUGGCUACCUCAUCAAGCCCCAGUCCCUGGUGCCGUCCCUCGAUACCUCCACCUGGCCGCUCCUCCUCAAGAACUACGACCGCCUCAACGUCCGCACGGGCCACUACACCCCGCUCCCCUCCGGCCACUCGCCGCUCAAGCGCCCCCUCGCCGAGCACCUCCGCUACGGCGUCAUCAACCUCGACAAGCCCUCCAACCCGUCCUCCCACGAGGUGGUCGCCUGGAUCAAGCGCCUCCUCCGCUCCGAGAAGACCGGCCACAGCGGCACGCUCGACCCCAAGGUCACCGGCAACCUCAUCGUCUGCGUCGAUCGCGCCACGCGCCUCGUCAAGUCACAGCAGGGCGCCGGCAAGGAGUACGUCUGCGUCGCCCGCUUCCACGCCGCCGUGCCGGACACCGCGCGCGUGGCUCGCGCCCUGGAGGCGCUCACGGGCGCCGUGUUCCAGCGCCCGCCGCUCAUCUCCGCGGUCAAGCGCCAGCUCAGGGUGCGGACCAUCUACGAGAGCAAACUUCUGGAGCACGAUCCUGAGCGCCACCUUGCGGUGUUCUGGAUCUCCUGCGAGGCAGGUACCUAUGUCCGGACUCUCUGUGUGCACCUUGGGCUGCUCCUUGGUGUAGGGGCGCAUAUGCAGGAGCUGCGCCGUGUCCGGUCCGGGAUCAUGGGGGAGCAGGACAACAUGGUGACCAUGCACGAUGUGAUGGACGCGAUGUGGGCGCUCGACAACUACAAGGACGAGACCUACUUGAGGCGGGUCGUCAUGCCACUUGAGGUACUGCUUACUAGCUACAAGAGGCUUGUUGUGAAGGAUUCUGCUGUAAAUGCUAUCUGCUACGGUGCUAAGCUUAUGAUCCCCGGGUUGCUCCGGUUUGAGAAUGAUAUUGAGACUGGGGAGGAGGUGGUUCUCAUGACUACAAAGGGGGAGGCUAUUGCCAUUGGUAUUGCUGAGAUGACCACUGCUGUUAUGGCGACUUGCGACCAUGGUGCAGUUGCAAAGAUCAAGAGGGUGGUGAUGGACAGAGACACAUACCCGAGGAAGUGGGGGCUUGGCCCAGUGGCUCUCAAGAAGAAAAAGCUGGUUGCUGAGGGUCUCCUUGAUAAGCAUGGGAAGCCAAAUGAGAAGACCCCAGCUGAGUGGCUUCGGAAUGUGGUCCUUCCCACUGGUGGUGAUGUAUCGAUUGCUAGCAUUGCAGCUGCUCCUGAGCCAGAGAAGGUGAAGGUGGAACAGGAUGCAGUUGCGACUGAAGAGGUCAGUGAGAAGAAAAAGAAGAAGAGGCGGAAGGAUGAGGAGGGCGAUGAUGCUGAUGCUUCUGUUCCUGCAAAGAAGAUCAAGGUUGAGGAAGUUGCUGAGGCAGUGGAAGGGGAGAAGAGUGAGAAGAAGAAGAAGAAAAAGAAAGACAAGGGCGAAUCAGGAUCAGCUGAGGCUGUGGAGGUGAAGGAGGAGAAGGAGGAGAAGGUCGAUGUGGCUGAGGAGAAGGAUGGAAGUGAGAAGAAAAAGAAGAAGAAGAAGAGCAAGGAAGGAAGUGGCGCUGCGGAUCCAGAGAGUGCUCAGAAUGGAGAUGGUGUGGAAGCUGAGAAGAGUGAAAAGAAAAAGGAGAAGAAAAAGAAGAAGAGUCGAGAUACAGAGGAGGCACAGUAGGUAGAACGAACUAUAUAUUGCAAUGGCUGGUUGUCUUUCUUUGUUCGGGAUUUGCAGGGGAACUUUGAAAUGCCUCUCUUGCUUGGUUUGUGUAUCUCUUGCAACAGUUAUAAGCCUAAUGUACCAUCCUUAAAUUAUUACUAUUCUACUGCUUUGAACUACUAUGGUAAGUGGUGGAAUUUUCAUUGAAACUCUUAACAACGAUGGCUGUAUUGUUGAUUCAGUUAUCAGAUAAUGCAAAGAGUUUUGCUCUCA